This is a messenger RNA of Teleopsis dalmanni, 2029 nucleotides long. RefSeq lists its product as uncharacterized. The coding region runs from base 239 to 1297 and encodes 352 amino acids. The record is from RefSeq and is a predicted model, not a curated record. NCBI's taxonomy places the organism in Eukaryota, Metazoa, Arthropoda, Insecta, Diptera, Diopsidae. The transcript is spliced from 2 exons.
UUCUGCUACUGGAAGACCAGUAGCAACCCCAAGCAGAAGACUGCAAACCUCGAGUGGUACCUCCAACUCCACUUCCAAUGAACUUAAAAUCUCGUCGCAAAUACCUUCUGGAAGCAGAAAUACUGCAUCUACCAGUCGGUAUGUUGCCUCUUCUGUCACGGCCAAAAGCAGUGACAAGUCAGAAACCAAAUCCACAAGGAGAAUUCCACCCUCUAAAAAGGCCCAUAACGACCGCCGUAUGGCUACACGAAUUCUGCAGCGCGUAGGUGAGAUCCCGGCCGAUAAAAUCAGUCAGCAACAGGCCUCAUCCCUUGAAUGGGCCAAAAGCAUCUUGGCCAAAUCAAGCAAUAAAGAGGCUUCCAAACCGGACCAAGUGUCUAAAAGACAAAGGUCUCAGGAGGAAGAACCCCCUCUUACGAAAAAACCAAGAGGUUACAAUGUACUGGUACGACCGUACAGUGAGGUUGCGAAGGACAAUCUCAUUAUAGGUGUCCUGGAUAGGAGUGCCGAGGAGGGGAGAAUCCCCAAAGACAAAUGGAAAUGGGUGUCGGCCGCGCUGGCAGACAUCUUCCUCCAAGUUUUGGAAGAAAACCCAGGACCUGCUCCCUCCUGCGAAGACGCGGGUUGGCACCAAGGACAAGUGAAAUUGGUAGCUUGCAAGGAUGCGAGAUCGGUUGCCUUGUACAAGGCAGCUGUCUCUAAAGUAGGAGAGAUCUGGCCUGGAGCCAGACUUGAAGCGGUAGACAAGAAGGAUAUACCAUCUCGUCCUAGGGCCAGGGUUUGGAUUCCAACUAAGCAAACUGACCCGGAGCAAAUUCUGAAAAUAAUCAGGAUCUGUAACCCCAACCUUCCAACUGGAAAUUGGAAGGUGGUAAAAUUAGAGGAGCCUGUUGGACCGACCAGACAAGCUGUCCUUGUAUUAAAUGCGGAGUCAUUGAAACCGCUCACCGAAGCUAAGUACGUAAUCUCCUAUGGCUUUGAGAAACUAAAUCUCAAGGUCUAUCGUACCGAUGCCACGGAAGAACCGGAGAAGAUUACGUCUGCUCAGCCCUUGCUGGAGGAACCAGCUAAAGAACCAAUGCUAAGACAGCAGAGUUGUGAGGAAACACAGAGUGAAGACCUGCCAGAUCAAAUGGAGGUAGACUCGCUCUCUCUGGUGUCUGAAGACAAAUCGGAUGCGGGGUCGGUGACCAGUCUGGGCAACCUAUUCGAUGAGAGUGGGCUCCUGGAUUCGGAUGACGAAGCCGAUAAAACGGUGGUAGAGGUUCAGGUACCUGAUGAAGGUGCUUCAAAUUAAUCUCCACCACUCUAAAGCUGCUUCAGCAAACCUUCUAAUCCACCUUGCACAGGGUGGAGCCGAUAUUGUUCUGAUUCAGGAACCAUGGAUACUGGAAAACCGGAUCUGUGGAAUCGGAACAAAUGACUAUAAACUUAUCAGCAACACAGACUCAGUGAUGACGACCAGACUGCAGUGAGUUUGGAAAUCGACGGCAAAACCGUAUGGGUGGUGUCAUCAUACAUGGCCCAUGACCAUAUAGGAAAUCCACCACCGGAAAUACUUAAGCAGCUCGUGAUAACAGCAGCAGAAAGAAUGACUGGUGUUGUGAUUGGAGCCGAUGCAAAUGCUCAUCACACAAUCUGGGGUAGCUCGGACAUAAAUGAAAGAGGUGAGUCGUUAUUCGAUUUUAUUCUAGAUUAUAAUCUUCAUAUAUGCAAUACAGGAGUGGAACCUACUUUUAUUAUUGCAGGCAGAAAAGAAGUUUUAGAUAUUACGUUAACUAUUGAAAACACAGAUCUUGAGAUUAAAGAUUGGAGAGUUCUUGAUGAACACUCAUUCUCUGACCAUCGUUAUAUUCAAUUCUAUAUAAAUCUACAAUGUCCAGUUGAGAAACCUUAUCGGAAUUACCGUAAUACCAACUGGAGUAGAUAUCGAACCAAUUUACUAAAUCUACUUCCUCUAUAUCCUAUUGAAGAAGUAGAGACUCCUCAAUCGCUAGAUAACGUUGUGGAAACCUUCACAAAAGCUUGC